GUCAAGCGUUACACGCUCAACAGCAUAUUAAAAGAUUAGAAACGCCGAUGUGUGCGGCGAGACAGACGUCUGUUUUGAUGCGACAUGUGAUGUAGCAUGUCAACCCACCAAACACGACAGAAUAAACCCCCACAUCAAUCAAAAUUAAUCACAAACAGACAAAACUGGAGAGAGCUUCACACAGAAAGAAGCGAGUCUUGUCAAGCAGACACAGACGACGACAGUUUCAUAGAGUGAGGCCCAAGCAUCAGCAGGCCUCAGUGAGCAACGGCAUGAUGGAGGGAGGUAUGCAACUGCUGAACCGAGAUGGCCACAGCAUCUCGCACAACUCCAAGCGGCACUACCAUGACUCCUUCGUGUCCAUGAACCGCAUGCGUCAGCGUGGACUGCUCUGUGACAUCGUGCUCCAUGUGGCCAACAAGGAGAUCAAGGCGCACAAAGUGGUGCUGGCCUCCUGCAGUCCAUACUUCCACGCUAUGUUUACAAGUCAGCAGGUGCCUGGUCUUUCCUAUUGCUCAUCAAUCCCGCUUCACCUGAGACUAGAGUGUGAUGAUGAAAUGUCAGAGAGCCAUCAGACCCAUGUGACCCUGCAUGACAUUGACCCUCAGGCACUGGAGCAGCUGGUGCAGUACGCCUACACUGCUGAGAUCGUGGUAGGGGAAGGAAAUGUGCAGACUCUGUUGCCGGCAGCAAGUCUUCUGCAGCUCAAUGGAGUGAGAGAUGCCUGCUGCAAAUUUCUCCUCAGCCAGCUGGACCCCUCCAACUGCCUGGGCAUCCGCGGCUUCGCAGACACUCACUCCUGCAGCGACCUGCUCAAGUCGGCCCAUAAGUACGUCCUGCAGCACUUCGUAGAGGUUUCCAAGACUGAGGAGUUUAUGCUAUUGCCCCUGAAACAGGUGUUGGAUCUCAUCUCUAGCGAUAAUCUGAACGUCCCAUCCGAAGAGGAAGUCUACCGAGCCGUGCUGAGCUGGGUCAAGCACGACACCGAUGGGCGGAGGCAACACGUGCCCCGGCUGAUGAAAUGUGUGCGGCUCCCCCUGCUGACACGAGACUUCCUGAUGAGCAACGUGGAUACGGAGCUGCUCGUCCGUCACCAUUCGGAGUGCAAAGACCUGCUGAUCGAAGCGCUCAAGUAUCACCUGAUGCCCGAGCAGAGAGGCGUGCUCAGCAACAGCCGCACCCGGCCACGCCGCUGCGAGGGCGCCAGCCCGGUUCUCUUCGCCGUAGGUGGGGGGAGUCUUUUUGCUAUUCAUGGAGACUGUGAGGCGUAUGACACCAGGACUGACCGUUGGCACAUGGUGGCGUCCAUGUCAACACGGCGGGCACGUGUCGGAGUGGCAGCUAUUGGAAAUAAGCUUUAUGCUGUGGGCGGGUAUGAUGGCACUUCUGAUUUGGCCACUGUAGAGUCAUAUGAUCCAGUAACCAAUGCGUGGCAGCCUGAGGUCUCCAUGGGUACGAGAAGAAGCUGUUUAGGUGUGGCGGUACUGCAUGGGCUGCUGUAUGCUGCAGGGGGAUAUGAUGGUGCUUCUUGUCUCAACAGUGCAGAGAGGUAUGACCCCUUGACCAGUACCUGGACCUCCAUCGCUGCCAUGAGCACCAGGCGACGAUAUGUCAGAGUGGCCACACUAGAUGGCAGUCUAUAUGCGGUAGGUGGGUACGACAGCUCUUCACACUUAGCCACUGUAGAAAAGUAUGACCCACAGAGUAAUGCGUGGACUGCCAUUGCCAACAUGUUGAGCCGGAGAAGCAGUGCGGGUGUGGCAGUAUUGGAGGGCAUGCUUUAUGUGGCCGGGGGCAAUGAUGGCACCAGCUGCCUAAAUUCUGUGGAAAGAUACAAUCCAAAAACCAACACCUGGGAGGGAGUGGCUCCCAUGAACAUACGCAGGAGUACUCAUGACUUGGUUGCCAUGGAUGGCUGGUUGUACGCCGUUGGAGGCAAUGAUGGCAGCUCCAGUCUCAAUUCCAUAGAGAAGUACAACCCUCGUAGCAACAAGUGGGUGGCAGCCUCAUGUAUGUUCACACGGCGUAGCAGCGUGGGAGUCGCUGUCCUGGAGCUGCUCAAUUUUCCUCCGCCGUCCUCUCCCACGCUUUCCGUCUCCUCCACAAGUCUUUGACAUAGGGUAAAGACCCGGCUUAGCUCCAGCGGCCUGCCUUGCGUGGCCAAGAGGCGCAACUGUUCGGUGUGAACACCGAACGACGAGAAGUGUUUAACGGGGCACAGCGCCCUCCCUCUGCCUGGAGGAACAUGACGGCAUUCCACAGAUCAUGAGGAUAGAUAUCGGGGGAAAACACACUCUCACACACUUUAAACCUCAACAUCCCUCACCCUUGAGAAAACCUAGUGCUUGAAAGUGCAAAAUAAUAUUGCUCUGCCAUUUUGCGGUCACUUUGUGUAUGAUGUAACUAAAUUGGUUUAUGUUUAUGAUUUUUUUAGAUAUUAAUAUAUAUACAAAAAAAAUUUACUUAAGGAAUGUAGCUCUUGACAGGAUCUGCCGCGCAUGUUUACAUAAAUUGUGUUUUGGCAGACAAAAUAUUGAAGUAGUGCUGCUGUGCCACACUAGGUGGCAGUAACGCGCAAUGCUGCCCUGUCUCACGAUUGAAUCGCAUGGACAUGUAAUAGAAGAGCUGUAAAAAAGUUGGCAAAACGGUGGCUGGGCGCUAUGUACACAUAUGUGUGAUCAAAUCAUGUUGACAAUAAUAUAUAUUUUAUGUAUUUUCGUAUUUAUUUAUCUAUAAUAAUGUAUGACACUCAGAAAUGUUUGAAGGACCACCUCUGUGUUUACAGAGGGAAGAUAUACAGUAUUUUUUUUUUUUUUUUUGGAGAUGCUUAGUAUAUUAGAGAAGCACUGGUAUUAUGAAGCUCGGUAUGAAAUGUGUUUUAGAAAGUGAAUCAGGUAUUUUAGUGUUGUGUUCAGUUGUUAAAAAAUGAAAAGUUGUUUGCGAGUUGAGCUUUAUAUGUGUAUAAACGUACAAAUUAACACACAUAUAACCAGGUGAAAUGUCAUUGUACUUAUAGUACAUAUAGCCAUACUAUUUAAACUAUAACUAACUGUGACAUAAAAUCUGCACUUUCACACAUCUCGUGUUUUUGAAAAGGGAACUAAUUUCGAUUAACGUACAGUAUAUGGAUAUCCUGGAAAUACUAAGAGUUUAAUAUCAAGCUCUUAUCAAAUUGAGGAUUUUAUUUCCAUAAAUGCAUAUGCAUUUUCUAAACAUUGCUUAUUUGCCAGGGUUGUCCGUUUGUGUUGUGAUGUCAUUGGUAACAGCAACUACCAAUGCAUCUUUUUACCUCAAGACUCCAGGUAGAUUACUAAUGAUAGCACGGCUCACCCCAAAACAAUAGGAGAUUAGUCACUGCCAUUUCACUUGUAGCAUAGUAUUAUAUGAUUUCAAAACUUCUGAGAAGUUAUGAUUUGUUUUCCUUGUUUUAAGGACUUGAUUUAAAGAAUCUCGUUUGAGGUCGGUGUAUGUGUUGAUGUCCAGGAAGAUCAGAGUGUUCACAUUUUGUAAUGGUAGUGAGUCUUGCACUUUGAUGACUACAUACAUAAAACACAGGUCAGCCAUCCAGCUACAUAUCCGGCCAUGUAAAAAUAUCAUGUAUAUAACCAAAUAUCUCUCAGACUUUGUGCAAUGUUAGUGUAACUGUGGCUUUUGUUUUUUAUGGUAAUGUUGUUGAAUGUGUCCUUUAUUUAUAUUGUGCUGGUUAUGUUUAGCUGUAUUUAAGAACAAAUUUGCACUAACGUCAAAUGGAGCAAUACAGUGCUGUAUAAAAACACAACACUACUGUAAAUGAAAUAAAGCUGUUUUCAGGUGAAA
This is a messenger RNA of Paramisgurnus dabryanus, 3816 nucleotides long. It is a transcript of the gene klhl17, whose product is annotated as kelch-like family member 17. Lineage: Eukaryota; Metazoa; Chordata; Actinopteri; Cypriniformes; Cobitidae. Gene Ontology annotation, molecular function: protein binding. The record is from RefSeq and is a predicted model, not a curated record.